AUGGACCGCGUUGCAGUGCCUCUCGAGAACGGGCGCGGCGUGGUCAUUGUCUCCACCGAGUGGUGCUAUGUCAUGGAGCGCUGCCCGCACCACCGACUCCACCUCUUCUGGUCAAAGUGCGCUGGUUGCCGACGCUCCGUCUGCUCGCGCUGCUCCAAGAAGGAGGCAAAAGGCCGCCAGUGCUUCAACUGCACCAGCGAGCGCACGCGUAUUGCGAUCGAGCACUCGCGUCGAUCUCCGGCCAAGGACAAGGAGGCGCGAUGUAUGCCAAAGCCUACCAAGGACAACGAGGUGCGAUGCGCCGACGUGCCAAAGCCGGUGAGUGCCACGCAGCCGACGGUAUCCGCGACCAUCUCCGAGGCCGAGGCCACGCGAAGCCAUCUCAAGACGUCGCUGUCCCCUCGUCGUAGCGCGCGCGCUGUCGGACUGAGCGACUUUCAGCUCUUGGGUCGGCUCGGAAAAGGCGGCCACGGCGACGUGCUCCUGGUCGAGAAGGUGUCGGGCGAUGACGCCGGGAUGCGUUAUGCGAUGAAGGUCCAGGUGAAGCACAUGAAGAUGCUCAAGUACCUCACGCUGGAGCGCGACCUCUUCGCGACGCUCUCGCACGCCCACACGGUGCCGCUGGUCUACGCAUUCCAGUCCACAACCAAGACGUUCCUGAUCCUGCCUGUCUACGCCGGCGGCGACUUGCACAGUGCGCUGCACUACGGCGUCUUUGACGAGGACGAAGCGCGCUUUUACCUCGCGCAGCUCUACCUUGCGGUCGAGCACAUGCACGCCAAGGGCUUCCUCCACCUCGACCUCAAGCCCGGGAACGUCCUCCUCGACGACGACGGUCAUAUCGCACUCACCGACUUUGGCAUGGCCGCCGCGUACAACGGCACACCGCUCCAAGGCACGUGCGGGACGCUGGUGUACAUGGCGCCAGAGAUUGCCGGUGGCCGCCCCUUCGGUCCCGCCGCCGACUGGUGGUCGUUUGGCACCGUCGCCUACGCGCUGCUGACGGGCCAGCGCCUCUUCCGCGAGCGCAACCCCAAGGCCAUCGUCGAGCGCGUGCUCCGCGGCGCCAUUGAGAUCCCCACUGACCUCUCGGCGACGGCCACGUCCUUCUUGCGACAGCUGCUCGACCGCGACGUCACCACGCGCCUGCAAGGGCCGAUGGUGCGUGCACACCCAUUCUUUGACGCAAUCGACUGGGACAAGCUCGUGGCGAAGGAGCUUCCGGCGCCGCUCAUGAUCUCGACCCUGCCGCUGCACGCCGCCACGGAUCCCCUCGAGCUCGCCUCGCUCGAGCGCUGCGUCAGUGAAGACUGCAGCGGCCUGCCCGUGCAUGUUCGAGGCUUUGCAUAUGGUGGCACGUCGUAG
This is a messenger RNA of Saprolegnia parasitica CBS 223.65, 1365 nucleotides long. Its product is annotated as AGC/RSK protein kinase. The coding region runs from base 1 to 1365 and encodes 454 amino acids. Gene Ontology annotation, molecular function: ATP binding; protein serine/threonine kinase activity. Lineage: Eukaryota; Oomycota; Saprolegniomycetes; Saprolegniales; Saprolegniaceae. The record is from RefSeq and is a predicted model, not a curated record. The transcript has 2 exons. Gene Ontology annotation, biological process: protein phosphorylation.